GUGGUCGGCAAGGCGUCGAAGACGGGCGAGUUCGACGCGGCCGCGAGGAUCGACUUCGAGCGUCAGCUGGGCUCGGGCCCGCUGCUGCAGAUGGAACGCCUCGCGGCGUUGGGAGGGUGGCCGCCGCUUGGCGCGACGCUGUGCAGGCGCUGGGGCUCAGGAUGCUGGGCGCGCGUCGCCAGUGCCAGCCAGUGCCAGCCGCGCAAGUCAGGGCUGAGUCGCGACUGCGCUGCCAGCCUGCGCAGGCUUGAUCACAUCCGCCGCCGGGGCCGCAGGAAGACGCGGAGCUCCGUAGGGCGGCGCGAGAACGGGGGCCGCCUGACCGAGCAGCUCCACAAAUGGGUGCCGUGCUGCGCCGCCGCGCCAGGGAGUGCUGCCGCCUCCUCUGCGCGCCAGGGCGCGGCCCGCCUUCGCCUCUGUGCCAGUCUGCACGGCUCGCCAGUGAACCUCGGCAUGUUCUCGGACCGCGGGGGUUCCGGCACGAUGCGCGCGGCGCCUGGCGUGCCAGUGUUGCUGUGGGGCGCCGCUCUGGGCGAGCGGCGCGAUCUCUCGCUGCCAGGCGACAAGUCCAAGAUCCCGCGCUG
Messenger RNA from Prorocentrum cordatum, 584 nucleotides. Lineage: Eukaryota; Dinophyceae; Prorocentrales; Prorocentraceae. The record is from the annotation of a GenBank genome assembly.